GGUGCCGCCUUUCCACCCACUCACGUCAUCCCUGUGCUUUCAUGCGCCAAAAAGGUUCAGAGGCAUCCAGCCCGCCAGCCUCGCCAGAAAAUACUCCAAUCCGUCAUCGCGCUUGUGCAGCAACUCCUCAAUUCUUUCAGCAACCCACACAUUACAUCAGAUCACUGUUUUACGGCCUGGAAUAACUACGGAAUAGUCACAAUGACUCCCCCGAUAUGAAUACAACAAUAAAAAGUCGGCUGUGGUCCCGAUUAUGGGAUUCCGGCAGUCAGUCAUUGGCAUCUGGGAAUUGCAGAUCCAAAAGCUUCGAGAGGUCUUUCAAAACUCCCUUGGUAUAUUCGCAUACGACCCAGCGAUCAUUUUCCUGCAGUCGACCGCAAGUACCACUGAUCGAUACGCCGCGGAAUGUAUUUGCUACGAGGAAAACCUUUACUUCUUGUGGACUUUUGUUCGUGAACGUCAGCCCUAGCUCAAGCACGAGCACAUCGCCCACGAUCGCAGUUUUGUUCGAGAAGUCUUUAUAUUCAACAACGCUCCCUAAAAAAUCGAUCAUAUCCAUCACAAAUCAGCACCCAUGUCGAAGAAAAAUUCAUUCUACUGGCAGGAAACGGAAAGGCGUGGUUUCGAAGAGGAAUAAGAGUUCUGCAUCGAGCGGACAAAACGGAAAUAAGAAUCUUCAGAAUGGGAACGGGAUCAGAAAUGCAGCAAAGGUGCCACCACCUAUCGCAGCAUCCAAAAAGUCUGAAGUUUCCAACCUCAAAGUCGAUACAGAGUCCCACAGCUAUCUCCAUUUACCCCACAUGCCGCAUAGGCCAACAAAAGAGGAACUUCUUGCAGCAGCAACUGGGUUUUGGUCACGAUUAAAGGUUCGUUUCAAGUGGUUCUCUAUAAGAAGUUCUCGACCAUGGAACGUUGACGAUUGGAGUGCGUUUGUCUCCUGGUUCGUCCUCGGAAAUAUCGUAUGGAUUCUGGUUGGGACGACUACAUUCUUCUCUCUUGUGAUAUUUUCAAUAAAUACUGUCUUCGCUCAAGGUUGGUCAUUUCUAUAUAACGGAAUCCAUAAUCAAAAGCUAACCUCAGAUAGAAACAUUGGCAAGAUGGAUCGGUGACUAUUUAACACAAUCAGCCGGUAUCAAGGUUGUCUUUGAGUCUGCAGUAGUACCAAAAUGGAAGAAUGGAGUCAUUACAUUUCAUAAUGUCUUCGUUUCAAGGAGGCCAGGUCAAGAGAAGGCUAAAGUAAAGAAGGGAUCAUCAAUCAGUGCAGCGGCCGCCGCCGCAGCAGAGAGACAGGCGGAAUCAGAAGGGCGAGCCGCAAAGGAGGAAGGUGAGGAAGACACCAACUAUACUCAGUUCGACGUUACAAUCAGUACCGUCAAUGUGACGCUCUCUUUCGUGAAGUGGUGGAAUGGAAAGGGACUUCUCCGAGACGUUGAGGUCAAGGGGGUUCGAGGUGUCGUUGAUCGGACCUCGGUUUAUUGGCCCGCUGAAUACAUUGAUCCUAGGACAUAUCGCCACGAGCACCGUAUCGGAGAUUUUGAGAUUGAUUCUUUCAAGAUGGAAGAUUUACUAAUAACUAUACACCAACCAAAUGGGUUUCGUCCGUUCUCCGUCAGCAUUUUCAAUUGUGAGCUUCCUCAACUGCGCAAACAAUGGCUCUUUUACGACUUCUUAUCCGCCAACAAUAUGUCCGGAGCGUACGAUGGAUCUCUUUUUACCAUCCAUCCACGUCAAAUGCAUGCCUUUGCUGGAGAACGUUAUGACGAGGAUGAGGGGGGAACGAAUCCAUGGAAGAAGCAUAGUAGGCUUCGAAUAGACGGCCUCAAGAUUGAUCACCUCAAUCGAGGUGUAGAUGGACCAUUUGGUUGGAUUCACGAAGGAGAUGUGGAUAUCGUUGCGGAUGUGAUGUUCCCGGCGGAGACUGAUGAUAGUAUUGCAAAAGUAAUGUCUGAUUUCUACGACCGUAUGGAAGCAACAGUCACUUCGAACAGGUAUAUGCACAUUCUUGAGAACCACCCUAGAACUGCGGACCUCAAUACCCCAGAGAACAGAGCUGCCAUGGAAAGCAAGCUUCGCAAAGAUGAUGAAAAGCGAUUUCUUGUGAUGGAUCUUCGUGUUCAUCUCAACGAUGUCAAGGCCGCUGUGCCUUUGUUUACACGAGAUCUUUCUUAUACCAACCAGGCUCUCAUUCGACCGAUUGUUGCGUACAUAAAUUCGCAGAAGACAUUUAUACCCAUCAACUGUCGAAUUGUGAAACGAGCUAGCGAAUUCGAUGGUAGCUGGACCAUCUUUGAUAGUGGGCUUAUGGAGGAUUUGUCGGCGGAAACUUAUGAAGCAUUCGCAAAAGACGUGGUAGAUACCCAACAACGAAUGAGAAGAUUGAAGAAAGUGGGGUUCUGGUCUAUUUCCUUGAUGGUUCAGGCAUUGUUUAUGGGCAUGGCGGGAAACAUUGCAUGAGGCUGGGAUGAUACCUCUUGCUCAUGAUUUAUUCCACUCACUCCCUUAUGAAGACGGAAACGGAGACGAACCCCUUUUUUUGGUUCAUAAAAAGUUUGGGGUUGGCGCUCUGGGUAGUAGAGUAAGCAAGGGACUUUUGAUGAUAAAUGACCACCAGGGGGAUUACAAGGCGCUUGGUUUGGGGGGAAACUGGUUUGUUUAUAUGAUACACUGACUGGCGUUCUUUUUUUCUUCCUAUUCUUUGGAGUUUGAGCGAUUGUCAAAAAUGGGAUUGUGUGGAAUGGAUGGGUUUGGGAGGGUGAUCUAUAGAUGUUCAUAGGUUACAGUAUAUGAUGAAUAUUUAAUAACGAGGUUUUUGAG
Messenger RNA from Hymenoscyphus albidus, 2814 nucleotides. The record is from the annotation of a GenBank genome assembly. Lineage: Eukaryota; Fungi; Ascomycota; Leotiomycetes; Helotiales; Helotiaceae.